CUCCGAGUAAAUUGUUUUGACACAUCCAUAGAGGGCGGUAACACUGUGUGUUUUAUCUUUACUCUGCAUGCAUUCAUUCCGUGUGUACCGUACUAGUAUGUUUUGUCAACAACUCGCUUUAUAUUUGUUCGACUAGCUCGUGAUCGAUCGUGACGUUCAAGCUUUACUUGUCCUACACACAAGUAAUAAUACUGCGUUAGACAAAAUGGAGAUAAAACAUCUCUGUCUUCUUCUGAUGUUCGUUAGUUCAGCUGUAGCUGUCAAAAAUGGAAUGAACAGGCCAAUGGCAGGGGGUCUUUUCGACCCUCCUGACAUGACUUCGGUUCCGCAAGAAGUUGUGGAGAAUGCGCUGAUGAAAUUUGAAAGUGUGAGAGAUCGUCUGGAAUCGAGAUAUGGUUACAGUUUGACCAAACCUUCAGUGACGCAAGUAAAAUCUCAGGUCGUGAGAGGCAUGAUGUACCAUGUUACACUCAUCGCUGGAUCAAUAAGAAGCUCAAAGGACUUCAGCUCUGUCCGAUCAGCCGCUGGGAAGGAUUUCAUCCAGUGUACCGUCAGAGUUUGGAGCCAGCCUAUGAUGAAUUCUGAGAGGCGCCUAUCUGUCGAAGCCCAAGAACUCAGUAUCACAGAUGAUUGUCAAGCAGCAGAUAUGACAAAAUACAUGGAUGCAUAUCGUGAUCAGUUUGAUGAGUUUCUGAUGAAAUUCAAGAGAGGAUACAGAAAGAAUGAUGGCACAAAUGAAUAUGAAAACCGCUUCUCAGUGUUUGUUCAGAAUAUGUUGACUGUGGAGAUGCUGAAUCAGUUUGAGAAAGGAACAGCAAAGUAUGGUCCUACUAAGUUUGCUGAUAUGACAGAGGUCGAGUUCCGCAAUAUCCAGUCCGGCCAUCUGAAGACCACUGGGAUCACCAAGCAGGCAGCCAUUCCUCAGGGUCCAGUACCCCAGGAGUAUGACUGGAGAGACCAUGGUGCGGUCACUCCGGUCAAGAACCAAGGCCAGUGUGGAUCCUGCUGGGCAUUCUCUGCUAUUGGUAACAUUGAAGGACAGUGGCAGAUCAAGAAAGGACAGCUGAUAUCAUUGUCAGAGCAAGAACUUGUUGAUUGUGACAAGGUUGAUUUAGGAUGUGAAGGAGGGGAGAUGAGAGAUGCUUAUGAAGCUCUCAUCAAACUAGGAGGAGUUAUGAAAGAAGAAGCAUACCCAUACCGUGGAGAAAAUGAGAAAUGCAAGUUCAAUGUGUCGAAAGUUGACGUGAAGAUUAACGGCUAUGUGAAUAUCUCCAAGAAUGAAACAGAGAUGGCCGGAUGGCUAGCAGCACAUGGACCUAUCUCCAUUGGUAUCAAUGCCCUGAUGAUGCAGUUCUACUUUGGAGGAAUCGCACAUCCUUGGAAGAUCUUCUGCAAUCCCGAUGACUUGGAUCAUGGUGUCCUCAUUGUUGGAUAUGCUGUCAAAGAUGGAGAACCUUAUUGGAUUGUCAAGAACAGCUGGGGAGAAGAUUGGGGCGAAAAGGGAUAUUAUCUUGUUUACCGUGGCGACGGAACAUGUGGGCUGAAUCUGGAUAAUACCUCUUGCAUUGUGGACUAGACCUCACUGGAUAUUGGAAUUUCUAUGAUGUGAAAUACAUUCCUAUCAUGCACUUUUAGCUGUAAGACAAUUGUAAUGGUAUAACUGAAAAUCUUCAAUAAUGAUUAAGUCUGUAAAUUUGAACUUAUUUAUCCAUGAAUUACAUGCUCAGGAUAUUUCACAAUAUGGCACUAAAUCAUGGGAGAGAAAAUGGACCAUUGGUAGUUGUCCUAGGGGGUGACUGUCCUGGAAGUAGUUGUCCUAGGGGUGAUUGCCAUGCAAGGCAUACCAUCUAUCGGUUUGGAAGUGGUUUUGUUUGCAUGACUGUAACAUUGGUAUCAAGUGCCACCAUACAGACAUAUUGAAUGUGAAGCUAAUUUGUCUGAGACCAAACUUAUCACAGAAGUGGCACCAUUGAGAUUGCUUGUUUCAUUACCAACUUAGUUAUAUGCAUUCAACAUUUUCUAUGAAAUUGUAAAUAAAGUAAUUUAUUUGAUUUUUUUACUUAAUAAGUAUAGCUGUCAGUGGCACUGGAAUGUUGUGAUCAGGCAAAGAUUAUGGGUGGUAAGCAACUAUGCGUUAACAUUUCAACCCACAACACUUUGCAUUGAAGCAUUUUGGUGUAGAGUGGUUUUGACUGUCACCUUGUAAUCAGAGGGUCAUGUGUUCAAAUCCCACUUUGGCCUACCAUCUCUUGGGAAGGCAUCAGCGAACACUUUGCCACUCUCCACCAAGGUGUUAUGGGUCCCUGAUAGGAUGCUAAAGCCUAUGUAGUGUGUGCGGCCUAGCAAUUGGGUGAUUUCAAGUCCGGUGUUGGCCUUGGUGUUGGUGUUAGAAUUUGGAUUGCUUCCCCUCGUCCCAAAACUUAUUCAGAUUUUGUAAAACUGAUCCAGAUCACAUUAUUGACAUCUCAACAACUACUGAGUUAUUUUCCGGGACCAUCUUCAUUUUAUGUUUGGUGUUAUAAUCGUAUAAAAAUUGACCCAACACCAAAAGGUCAACACUGAACUUGAAAUCACCCAUUGUGUUUGGAAACUUUUGUUGGAAUGCUCUCCAGGGAGUGGGGAAAGUGCAUACAUUGUAUAUGGGCAAGUCAGAUCCAAUGACUGGGGUUAUAAUAUAUCUGUAAAGCGCUUACAGACGUUGUUCUGAUGUAAGAAGUGCUAAUUUAAAAGCGGGUUAUUAUUUGUCUGAGCAGUACAUUCUAGUGUCACUGUGGCAGUCUAUACCACACUGAUUCCAUGUAGCAAUAAUUACCUUAUGAUACUACUGUCAAACCAGUGAAUUUCGCAUUUAUUUAGAAUUCCUACCAGUAUGUAUUUUAUGACAAUUGGUACUUCAGCUAUUUAGAGGAUGUGUAGUCCACUUCACUAUGUUAUACCUCUGUGUGAUGUCAAUCAUAAAUUCUAAAUUUCUUUAUCAUAAUGAAAAUAUGUAAGUAAAACCUCCAAGUUUGAUGAUUUUUUUAAGCCUGCUCAUUUCUGGCAAUCAUAAAAUUGAAUUAAAAAGAUUACACUUCUAGCAUCAAUUUGUCAAGCGAUUUGUAAUUAGUCAAAAAAAGUAAUAUAAAUCAUGCACAAAAUUAGAUGAAGAUACUGUUAAUGUACUGUAAAAUACUAUGCUAUGCAAAAACUAUUGAGGAUGACAUCUAUACAAUAUAUUUUAACUGUUAAUAAAUGAUGGACUUUAUAUUUUCAUAAGACACAGAUGUAUUAUUGUGAUGAUAGUUCUUGAUUUUUACAGUAUAAAUAUGAAAAAUAUGAAUCAUGUUGUCAAGACAUUGAUGUAUGCAUUAUUGUCAUGAUAAUGCUGUUAAUUUCAUUUAUAUUUAUUUUUAUCAUUGGAAAGUUGCAAUUAGUGAUAUUAAAAAGAAGGUUUUAAAGUAUAUUCUCUAAAUCAGAAAAGAAUAGUUAUGUAUUAAAUGAAAUCUAAGAAUAUUUCCUUUUAUUUGUUAGUUCAUGCCUAGUUCUUCUGACAGUUUAUUGGCAGAGAGAACACAUACAUUCAUGAUGUCAUAAGUGCAAUGUACACCAUGCAUGCAAGGGUAUGGUAAGUCCUGUAUGCCAAAUAUGUAAACAUGCGUCUAGAUUAACCUCUUGUCUGUAAUCUUUAACAUAUCUUUUAAUCCAUGGUUUAGCACCUUUUAUGAACCAAGGCUUUUUAAAUUUGCAUCUCGUUCGGUGAAUUUCAUGAAAAAGCUUCUUUCUGGCACAAAUUACAACAAUCAUCUCGUCACUUCAGUACAUUAUUUGCAUUAUUCAUAUAUAUAUAUAUAUAUAAAUUGUAAACUAUUGUCAAUGCAACAGUGAGAAAGUACACCAAAUUUAUAUCUUCAUUAUAGACAUUCUUAAACUUUUCAACUUGCACUAUGCUUAGCAAAUCAUUCUUACAGUUUGCCCCAAUUGGCACGUAUUCUGAACUUCAGUUGAACUUGGCAUGUCUUCAUGAAUAUUCAUUAGGUGGGCUGUAUUGUAUUUUAUUAUAUGAAAUUAAGUUCAUCCAAAAUUUUUCUACCAAGAACUAAAACAAUUGGAUUGACAACUGAUUAAGUGCAUUAGAUAUUUAUUGCCGCAACUUAUUCCAUGGAGACACAUUAUUAACACAGUUAUGAAAAAAAGGAAACAAUUAUGAUUUCAUGUAAUAACUUAAGAAAAAGGGAAAGUGGGGAUGUGACAUCAACCCACCCAAUGAAUAUUCAUGACAAUGUUCAUGUAACUGUUUUCACAAAAUAUUGAUAAACUUUAAAAUUCGAUAACUUCGUUAUUUUGUUAAAAUUUUCAGCAUUUUGCUCUGAAUUUUAAUCUUUAAUUAUGUAGAUAUGAAAAUUUUCAUCCCGGACCAUCCCUUUACAUCAAAACAAUAUCCCAGUAUAUUCAACAAAACAAUAUCCCAGUAUAUUGGAGAAACAUAGAUGCAUUACAAUGUAAACAAAUGGAUAUUUUUGGCUCUACGUAAUUUUAGCCCAGACUUUCAUGUAGAUCUUGUUAAACUGGGGUACAAAAUACGGGUCAAUGAGUACAAGUCAAUAAGUUGAUGAUGUAUUUAGAUAUUCAGUGCAUUUUCUUCAUAUUUUGUCAUAAGUAUUUUUUAAAUCUACAUUGUGUAUACAUUUUCAUAAUCUUACCUCUGUCACCUCAUUUUAUGUUAGACUUGAUUUUAUUUUUAUAUGUUUUGUUGUUGUAAUCAAUGUCAGGGUUGCAAAUAUUUUGUUAUUUUUAUGGUGAAAUUUCAUAUCACUGUUCACAAAAUUUUUACUAAUAAACCAUCAAUUUGUGAUAUCAGAAAGAGGUGUCUUCUAGUUUAUGAACAUGGCAUUAUGUUGAAAAUAAAAUCUUUGACAAACUUU
Molecule: messenger RNA, 4901 nt
Organism: Lytechinus pictus (painted urchin)
Lineage: Eukaryota; Metazoa; Echinodermata; Echinoidea; Temnopleuroida; Toxopneustidae
Product: cathepsin L-like
Exons: 11
Coding region: 206-1576 (456 amino acids)
Cellular component (GO): lysosome
Molecular function (GO): cysteine-type endopeptidase activity; cysteine-type endopeptidase inhibitor activity
Source: RefSeq, a predicted model, not a curated record